AUGCGUAUAGCAUUCUAUGGCGCCUUCAUUUUCAUAGCAUUAUACGCCCUACGGGCACUUCCGGCAUCAUUUCUCACGCGUAUCCCGGUGAAAGGGUUCCGGGGUAAUACUUUCAGGGCCAGAUGUACGAAAUUGGACGCACUGUGGUUAAUCACGGCGAUGGUGCAAAUCGUUACAAGUGUGGUUCUGCUUACGAUGCCGAUGCCGAUUCUUUCCACCCUGAGCUAUAAAGCAGAUAGUAGCUCUCGUGCUUCUUUGCACUGUUGGGGAAUUAUGGAUGUUCGGAGCAAGAGGGAUGAGUCCAAAAAGAUCGCACCGCGCCAACAACGGCGGUUCGGCCAAACGGAGUCUCAAGAAGGAAUCGGGCAGGACCAUGUCAUGGAACCUGUCCAUCAUGCAUAG
This is a messenger RNA of Paracoccidioides lutzii Pb01, 402 nucleotides long. RefSeq lists its product as hypothetical. The transcript is spliced from 2 exons. The coding region runs from base 1 to 402 and encodes 133 amino acids. The record is from RefSeq and is a predicted model, not a curated record.